GAAAAAAGGUAGAAAAGCCAAGUUUAGAAGCAAAUUUUCAUAGCUCCGAUUCGAAAGUGGGAAAGGAUUUUGCUUGCUUGGUGACUAAAGCAAAGUGCGUGGUGUGUUUGUGCUGUGAAAAGCUGGUUAAAAUCAUGAUUCACGAUCGGCGGGUGUCCUAGUUGGUGCAAGUUACGCUUUUGGUGCAGUGUGUUUUACGGAAAUAGUAAACAAAGGAUUUCCUGCUCUGGCAAAUGCCACAGACUGUGGCUGCCCAGAUCAGCAGCAGCAUCUUGCCUGUGUGUAAGGCCAGCUCCUAGUGCCCACCUAACUGGAGCAUACUCUAACGCCCUCCCAUAUAAGGCUAUUCACGCGAGGCUCUCGAAGGACAACGACACGCAACGCGAACGCGUAAAAAUGCCUCCGUAUCGCUAUCCUACCAACAACUUUACUUACGUCAGUUCCUGCGUAAAGUAUAUGAUAUUUCUGCUCAACUUUAUAUUCUGGCUGUUCGGUGGACUGCUGAUCGGUAUCGGGUUCUAUGCGUUCGUGGACAAAUGGCAGGCUACCGGGCUGAUCAAGCUGGAAACGUUCUACGACAUCGUGCUGAACCUGUCGCUCGUCAUGAUCAUCGCAGGAGGCAUCGUGUUUGUGGUCAGUCUUGCUGGUUGCCUAGGUGCGCUGCGAGAGAACACCUGCCUGCUAAAGUUCUAUUCGCUCUGCCUGUUGCUCUUUUUCCUGUGCGAGAUGGCCAUCGCCAUUACGGCGUUCGUGUUUCCGCACAAGGUGAACGCGGUGCUGGAGGAAUCGUUUACGGACAAAAUCAUCACCACCUACCGGGACGAUCCGGACCUGCAGAAUCUCAUCGACUUUGCCCAGCAAGAGUUCCACUGCUGCGGGCUUAGCAACGAGGGCUACCUGGACUGGGGCAAGAACGAAUACUUCAACUGUUCGUCGCCGAGCGUGGAAAAGUGUGGCGUACCGUACAGCUGCUGCAUCAACGCGACGGACAUAAGCUCGGGCCUGGUCAACAUCAUGUGCGGCUACCACAUCCAGCAGCAGUCGGUGGCGGCGGCCAGUAAAAAGAUCUGGACCAACGGGUGCAUCGAGAUAGUGCGCGUGUGGGCCGAACGGAACCUGUACGUGAUUGCGGGCGUAGCGCUCGGGGCCGCCAUCAGUCAGCUUUUCGUCAUCUAUCUCGCCAAAACGCUCGAAGGCCAGAUAGACCUGCAGAAGAGUAGCUGGUCAUAGUGAAUUUACGUAGGGUGGGGAGGUGGCGGUCGUCCAGUGUGAUGAUCAAUGCGCAGCGCAGAAACGAACGGAGCAGCAACAGAAAAGACGAGAACAAAAAAAAAACACAAAAAUAACGAAGCACAAUAGCGUGUGCUUUUGUCGUACAGAUCUGCGCGCUUUGAUCGAAACAGCACAUUAUUCCCUUCAUCGUUUCGCAGCAUCGUUCAUUCAGCAUAAGCAGCAGCAGCGCGCAUACGAGGUGGGUGGGUGGGUUAGCAAUAUGCGCCAUCACCACUCUGCAUUGCGCUACAGAUGUGUCCGCUUUCCAUGUCCUCCUACCCUACUACUCCGCCGCCAACGAAGCGCACCAGAGUGCAGUCAGAGAUUAUUUGCGGUUUAAAGUUUGCGCAAAAGUCAGUGUGCCGUCGACGGUUAGGCAAGAAUCUUGAAGCAAACUGCGCGUACACACGUACAAGCGCGCGAAAGAUCGGUAGCGUUGUGAUCACAAAUCACACUACUAAUUAGCCUACUCAGUUUUUACGGCUAGAAAUGUUAAUCGAACAAAUUAUUCCAACUUCAAUCAGAGUAGGCGACCAAUUUUUCUCGUAAGUUAAGGCAACUGUUUUCAAGCUCGAAGUUAUAGUUAGGUUCAUCUGAGAUACGGGCCAAUCAAGAGUAUCGACGAUUUUCGUUCCACGAGUUCAGAAUCAUCCCAAUCGCUCACUAGUUCUAAAUGGCCCUUCACUCGAGAGAACAGGAAUGCAGGAACCUGUUGUACGGGGCCACAGAACAUCCACGGACAGCAAUCGAUGUUCAAAGCACAAGAACGACUGAUAUGCACAAGAAGCACAGACUGGAUGGAUAGAGAGGGUGAUGUUACAAGACAAGAUCAUUUACUAUGUAUUUACGUGUAAAGCUACUAGACUGGUUGUUCAACAAGUGAAAAAAAAAAAACAAAUCCCUUUCGACGUUGCUUCACAUCCCGCGAGAUAUGGCCCGCAAACACAGCAAAAGAAAGGUGCGAGUGGAUGUCGUGUAUCUCAUUUACAAUCUCAAACGCGCCUCCGUGGCCGAGUAGCAGAAUAUCAAAUUUAACUUUUAACAAACGCAUAAACGCGUGAACAUUUCGUCACGUUGCUGUCCUGAUGUGUAGAGCCCGCGCAUAGAAUCCCCAACCACCAUGUGCAAAAGAAGUAGAAUGUGUGAGCCGAAGCAUCGACCGCCGAUGGUCGGCAAAUUCCAUGUUUUUAAAAUACAAGCGACAACAAAAAAAAGGUAUGAACAUGCGGGACGAGAGAGAGAGAGAAAAGUUAAUUAAAAAAAGGGAACGUAACGACUGCGCUGACUUUAAAAUACUACAAUAAGCCAAUUCUAUGUCAUAUAUUUGUAAAGCUCAAUAGAAUUGUAUUUAAUAGGUAUUUGAGGAAGAAUAAAGGAAAUAUAAACCGUGUCAUACAGCA
Anopheles stephensi (Asian malaria mosquito) is the source of this 2672-nucleotide messenger RNA. RefSeq names its product tetraspanin-33-like. Gene Ontology annotation, cellular component: membrane. Gene Ontology annotation, biological process: protein localization to plasma membrane; protein maturation. Bases 397 to 1230 code for a protein of 277 amino acids. The transcript has a single exon. The record is from RefSeq and is a predicted model, not a curated record. Lineage: Eukaryota; Metazoa; Arthropoda; Insecta; Diptera; Culicidae.